This is a messenger RNA of Carlito syrichta (Philippine tarsier), 944 nucleotides long. It is a transcript of the gene MED11, whose product is annotated as mediator complex subunit 11. The transcript is spliced from 3 exons. The record is from RefSeq and is a predicted model, not a curated record. Gene Ontology annotation, biological process: regulation of transcription by RNA polymerase II. Lineage: Eukaryota; Metazoa; Chordata; Mammalia; Primates; Tarsiidae. Bases 62 to 319 code for a protein of 85 amino acids. Gene Ontology annotation, cellular component: mediator complex. Gene Ontology annotation, molecular function: transcription coregulator activity.
CGGGACCAAGCGUCGCAUUUCGCAUAAGGAGAAGGUCCGGUGGAGGAUUCCCGGAGUGACGAUGGCUACGUACAGCCUGGCGAACGAGCGACUACGCGCCCUGGAAGACAUCGAACGGGAAAUCGGCGCCAUCCUUCAGAACGCAGGUACCGUGAUCCUAGAAUUGUCCAAGGAAAAAACCAAUGAGCGGCUCCUAGACCGGCAGGCGGCAGCCUUCACCGCUUCGGUGCAACACGUGGAGGCGGAGCUAUCAGCUCAGAUCCGCUACCUUACCCAGCUAGCUGGUGGCAUAACAGAUUCCAACUUGGGGAAGAACUGAGACGAGAGACCUGAUACCUAGUUGGGGUAAGGGUAGAAGAGGCAGCGCUCCAUUGAUUCGUCUAACUGUCCUGUAGGUGGCUACAGGGCAGCCCCAUGAAGGCUCUAGCUACUCUUCGAGGAAGGACUGUCAGAUGGCUCUGAAACGAGUGGACUAUGCCCGCCUCAAGCUCAGUGAUGUGGCCCGAACCUGUGAGCAGAUGCUGGAGAACUAGGCCAAGGAGGUAGAUAAAAAACUUGGAGGAAGACCCCCCCACCUGCACCAUGGGACAGAAGCUGGGAACCUGUAGGAUGGGGAGCAUGGGCAGACACGUGUGUGUCCUGCUGGUUAUCGUAUACAGGAACAAAGGGCAAAAGGUAGGAAUGGAGAAACUAAAGUCCAAGCCUGCCCACAGCUAUGUCCUGACUUCUCCAGCAGGGUGCUCCUGCUCUGCACUCCAUAAACAUGCUGACAGGCUCAGACAGGAGAUGAAGAUUCAGACACUUAACUCACUUCCUCAUACACUUCAUGCCCCUGUCCCAGGCUUUCUGCAGAUGUUGCCCAAUGAAGAUACAUUCUUCUUCGUUGGAAGAGACAAAACAAGAAUUAAGGGUUUUAAUAAUAAAAGCAGUAAGAAUAAAAACAA